This is a messenger RNA of Astyanax mexicanus (Mexican tetra), 3945 nucleotides long. RefSeq names its product oncoprotein induced transcript 3 (gene oit3). Gene Ontology annotation, molecular function: calcium ion binding. The record is from RefSeq and is a predicted model, not a curated record. Bases 580 to 2223 code for a protein of 547 amino acids. NCBI's taxonomy places the organism in Eukaryota, Metazoa, Chordata, Actinopteri, Characiformes, Acestrorhamphidae. The transcript is spliced from 9 exons.
ACUGCUUUCAUCUCCAGUGACCUCAGUGAAUAGCCUGAUGUUCCAGGGUUUUACCAAACACUUUCCAGAAGCGUGAAGAACAGAACGGAAGAGAAGAUCCGGCUCUUCAGAAAAAGAUCAGAACAGUGGAGCUGAUUAGAUGUUGAGACCUGAAAGCAGUUUCCAGAGAUGAAUUAGCUCUUGGGCGAGUCCAGACUGGGUACUGGCGCUUCAUCAAGUGAAUCCUGGCCUGCCUCCAGGAGCUGGAUAUGGUGUGUUUGGAGUUUGUUAGAGGACAGAAGAGCUGGUGCUGGGAGAGGACACGGGCUCUGUAGGAUAAACUGGAGAGGAACAAUGAGAGGAUGGUCCUGUCACUGGCCGGGGGGGUGUGUGUGUCGCAGACAGGGACGAGGGACAGGACAGGAGGUCAAGGGGAGACAGAUGUUCUGUCCGCUGUUCCUCAAAACACAAAAACAGAGAAACCCGACCCAUAACACACACACUGCCCUCGCCAGCCUUCUCCACAACACACUCCGGUAUUAAUACCCUGCCUGAUCCAGAACUCCUCACUACACCCAAACCUCGUCUGGACCUCUGAAGAUGGUGCACUCUUCACUCGUCCAUCUGUUCCUGGCUCUGGCUGCCCUCCAGACUGUGUCUAACGCUCAGGUUAUAGUUCCAGACCCCUGCACGGCCUACAUCAGCUUAAAUGAGCCUUGGCGGAACAGCGACUACCACGUCAACAACUCGGCGGGCGUGCCCUUAUGUGACCGGCAUGUGGCCGGCGAGUGGUACCGCUUCACCGGGAUGGCUGGUGAUGCCAUGCCCACCUUCUGCAUCGAGGAGAACCACUGCGGCACCCAUGCGCCCAUAUGGCUGAACGGUAGUCACCCUCUGCCCGCAGACGGCGUGGUCACGUUGCCAACGUGUGCCAGCUUUAACGAUGACUGCUGUCACUGGAAAGGCACAGUGGAAGUGAAGGCCUGUACUAAAGGGUACUACGUAUAUCGCCUGCCACGCCCCACCGUCUGCUUCCACGUUUACUGCGGCCAUUUCUACGAUAUCUGUGAUGAGGUGGACUGCACUGGUCCUGGAUGUCCCCCUGAACCCGAAUGUCGCUGCCCCGCUGGGACGGUCCUGGGACCUGACGCUCAGACCUGCCUGGACGUGAACGAGUGUGAGAAAGGGAACGGCGGCUGUGCUGAAGUGUGUGUGAACACUAAGAGCUCCUGGAGGUGUGAGUGCGGCCCGGGAAAAGUUCUGGACCCGGACGACCGGACCUGCAGCGUGAUCGCAGGAUGUCACAGUGUGAACGGAGGCUGCAGUCACGGCUGCUCCGACGAGCAGGACUCGUAUUACUGCCACUGUCCCCGAGGCCUGACGCUCGGCCAGGACCAGCGCACCUGUCAGGUCCCUGUACAGUGUGACCCCGGCUCUAUUGAGGUUUCCGUUCCCCGAGACCUUGUGGGCGGGCUGGAGCUAUUCCUGUCUAACUCCUCGUGCCGGGGGGUCUCUAACGGUACCCACAUCAACCUGCGCUUCAGCCUGAAGACCUGCGGCACCGUGGUGAAGGUGAUAGAUGAUAAAAUAGUUGCCACUAAUCUGGUGACCGGUUUGCCCAGGUCCAGUCCAGGCAGUGCUGGUGAUCUAAUCGUGCGCACCAGUAAGCUGCUGCUGCCGGUCACCUGUGAUUUCCCGGGUCAUUAUGAGGUUUCGGACGGGUUCGUGCCCAGUGCCCGCAGCGGAGCUCUGGAACUGUCGGGUCACAGUCAGGGCGUUUUCCCCUUUGCCCUGGAGCUGUUCCGCAGCGCCGAGUUCUCCGAGCCGUAUCUGCAGCCGCCCCAGCUCCGCCUGCGGGACUCGCUGUACUUCGGCGUGGAGCCGCGGGAGCGCGUGGACGGCCUGAGCGCUCUGGUGGAGAGCUGCUUCGCCACGCCUGGACCCAGAGCUGACCAAGCCCUCAAAUACUACCUCAUUAAAGACGGCUGUAUUUCAGAUGAGACGGUGCGGCAGCUCUCCGCUAAAGACCAGCUCUCCAAACACUACCAGGUUCCCGUGUUCAAGUUCAUCGGCAACGACAACAGAGAGGUAUACCUGCACUGUCGGGUGCUGGUGUGUGGGCAGGGCGAGUCCCGCUGUACGCAGGGCUGUCGGACUCGUCUGAGGAGGGAAAUCUGGACCGAGCAGCACCAAGAGAAACACACACUAACCGGCGGACCCAUCUUCAUACUGCCAGACCCAUGACACACACACACACACACACACCAGCUCUGACCUUUACUCUACAACCACUCACCCAAACCUAAUGAUGCCACAUCCCCAUGUCCAUCACACACACAUUAACUCACACACUCUCCAGCCAAGUCAUCCCUGCUAAUCUAUCACUCACAACACACACACACUUAUAACACACACACACACACACACACACACACACUUAUCACACACCCUGACAUCACACUUACACAUGCUUUAUAGAUGUUAAUAAAGCAGAUCAGUGCAUUAGUCACUAUAUAAUAGUCUCUCGCUUCUGGAGUUUACAGAUGCUCUGCAGCCACAAACACAUUCACUUAUUUCUUUUCUCCAGUAUAAAUAUAUUUUAUAGCACUACACGGCAUAAAUAUACUGCACUGAAACUUACAAUCUGUUUACUUGAUUUAUUUUUUUUGAAUUAUUAUGUAUAAUGAAGGAUUUACAGUAUAUAUAUAUAUAUAUAUAUAUAUAUAUAUAUAUAUAUAUAUAUAUAUAUUCAAGUAGCUAACAUCAAGUAGCACAGCCUUUCUUAUUGAUUACAGAUUUUGAUUAAGUCAGUAAUUAGACUAAUAAUCUGCCAGUUUUCCUGGCAUGCUAUCAUAAUAUUCUUGCAAAAAAAUCUAUUGCAUCAUUUAUACAGUUUCAUAUUUACAGCAGAUUAAUCUGUAAAUCAGCUAAAAGCAGCUGCUGAUCAUACUUUCGGUCAAAAUUGUGCUUUUUUACACUUAAAGCAGAGCUAUGAGGCUAAUCUUACACUUAGGGCCCUAUCUUAUACCCUGCACAAGGAGCGUCACAAUGCUAAUUGCUAGCUUACACCCCACCAACAGUGUAUUUUCAUAUUUUCACUCCAUCCUGUCUGCUGCCUUGUUUAAAUAGCACAAGUGCUUGUGAAUACAUCUACAUUAAUGGGCAUGAUGAUCUGAAAAGGGGGCGUGAUGAUCUGAAAAGGGGGCGUGAUGAUCUGAAAAGGAGGCGUGUGUUUUAGUAAAUUUCUGGCGUAUAGCUAUCUUGGUAACAGAAAUCACAGGUGCCCCACAGGAACACAGCAGUAUAGAGUAGGUUAAAAAGGCUUUUUUUUUUAGCAUUUAAUUUUCAUCUCUGGUAUCGCAGCACUAGCUGCCAGCUAAAGCUUUUAAAACAUCAGCAUAUUUUAUUGGAACAUAAUAAAAACCAAUGACCAUCAACCGUGGUGGAUUCUGGCUGAGAGACCUGCGGUUUGGAAAGAAAAUGAAGAAACAACUCAGCAAAAAAUGAUGCGACAAAUCAUUCUCUGUAAACCCUGUUUAAGGUUUAGCUACUGGAACAAGCCUAAUACAGCGAUUACACAUCACUUACCUCACACUCGGACGAGGUGUUGGGUAACGUCAGAUACAGUUAUGGCUUGAGUGACUUCAUCUAUAAAUAAUUGACUGUAGUAAAAUUCUGGAACAUCUUAUCAGUUUAUCUCUGAUUACCAAGAACAGCGUUCCAGUUCUGCUUUCAUUUAUACAGGUAUAGAUAACCAUUAUAAUGCUACAAUAAUACUACAGUGCUUUAAAUUACAUGUUGACUUGUUAUAUGGUAUGUAUACUAAUAGUUAUGUCGCCCCCUGCAGCCCAGGUGAAAACUGCAUACUGAACUGUAAAAUGUAUAUAUAUCUUUUUUGAUAAUGUCUUUAUUUACCCUAUUUUCAAGCCUAAUAUAAAAUACCCAUUAUUAAACCAACUCAAACAA